AUGAGCUCAUUUCCCAAACGCGAAUGGUACAAGCUCGCGACUUCACUCGCCACGGCAGCUCGUAUGGGUAUGAAGAUGAUCGCCGUCGCUCCCCCUCGAGGAGACAAGUCGUACGCAAAGAACAGAGCGGACACGAUCGAAGCGAUCGAAUUGGCGAAUUCGGCGGCGGUCACCAUGAAGGGAUUGAGGUGUCUCAUUCCAAGUACGGAAUCGCCACAAGAACCCUCACACGGACCCGGAGCUCAUCCAAGAAGGUCCAGCGCAGAAGCAUAUUCAAAAGAAGUCAUACAGGAAUACUACGAAGCGUUGAGGACCUAUGUGAAAGAGGAAGUGGAAUUGCCUCCAUUGCAAUCUGCUCCGAGAAGCCGUUCAUCUCGGACUCGUCUCUAUUUCAAGCAGAAGGAACAGAUCAAUGGAUGA
This is a messenger RNA of Haemonchus placei, 420 nucleotides long. The record is from the annotation of a GenBank genome assembly. Lineage: Eukaryota; Metazoa; Nematoda; Chromadorea; Rhabditida; Trichostrongylidae.